Messenger RNA from Spodoptera exigua (beet armyworm), 1414 nucleotides. The record is from the annotation of a GenBank genome assembly. NCBI's taxonomy places the organism in Eukaryota, Metazoa, Arthropoda, Insecta, Lepidoptera, Noctuidae.
UAUUGAUGUAAAAAUGAAUGAUUAUGAAUUAGCCACGAUUGGAAAGAGAAAAUACCAUAAUUUUGUGUAACAAGCGAUUUUAUUCAAGUUUUGUGGUAAAUUAUAUAAAAUUAUAGAAUCGCAGUAAUAACAGGCAAAAAUGUUAAGAUUUCGUCCCAAAUUAGGGAGUGAGCGCAACAGCGAAUGGCGCUGUUGUUUCUGUCUACAUGUGCGCACAGGUACCAUUCUCUUGGGGACAUGGCACCUCAUGCUGCACCUCAUAGCGUUAGGAUUCCUAGCGGCUAUAGUGCGUGAUCCCCGACUGCUUGACGAGUUGGAACGGGACUCUGCCCCUGUCCCUAACUGGAGCGAUGUAGCGCGAGGCAAUGAAGCUAUCCCCACGCCUCUUUCUAAUGUGGAGCCUCCACCAAGCUCGUUCCCGCAACAUGUUGAAUCGCCUAGAGAUCACAGCCUCAUAUAUCAUGAUGUGGAUGUGGGUGCACUGGUUACAGUGUGUACCCUGGCCAUCACAUUCAUGCUGAUCUAUGGAGCUGCGCUCGGCAAGCCCGCCCACCUUCUUCCUUUCUUCUGUCUUCAGAUCUUCGACUUUGCUAUUACUGUCCUGACCGCUACGGGCUACCUGUGCUACUUGCGCUCCAUCCACCGGCUGGUGGCGGAGACCCGGCGCGUGCCGUGGCGCGCUCAACUGCUUCAGUUACCUGCGCCCUGCCUCGCACUAGUUGUACUCUCUGCAUUCCUAGUUGCCGUGCUGCUUAAGGGCUACUGUAUCAGCGUAGUAUGGCGCUGCUACAAGUACCUGACAAUGCGCGCGCACGCACUGCAGACUCCAUUCGUGAUCUCGAGCGAUGAUGUAGUGAGCACGGGACAGAUGGCCCCGUACGCGGCCGCGCCCGUGCCCGACUACUCCAGCCUGCUGCCUGACUACGAGGAGGCGGUCAAGCAGACCCCGCCCCCCUCCUACCGCGCCGCCACGCUCAUGGCCGCCGCUGACCCCUCGCUUACAACCGUUCAGGAGAGGGCACAGAAUGAGCAAGCGGUGCCGCAGCCAACAAACACCAUGGUGGUACUGCCACAGAACGGCACGCAAGCCCGCGUCUGAAUCUCAUCUCAAUAUCUGACAGCACCGAGGAUUUACACAUUUAAGGGCUACUUUAUAACGUCAUAAACUUGUUCUUAAUGCUACUGGUAUAAAUACUAUGUUAACAAAAUAUUUCCCAAUACAAGUUGGAUCAUUUUGAAAGAUGGUGUCAACCUUAUACUAGUAAAAAUAUUCCGAUUGUAUAUUAUAGACAUAGUAGUUAUUUGGUGCUGUACAGUAGCGCUCCAAAAUCUUGCAACUGCACGAUUAUCAUUGAAAUUCCUGCACAGUAAGUACAAUCAUCUAAAGAUCUAUUGAUGUUUACAAGUGAAGCCC